ACUAUAUAAAGGGUAUAUACCGGUAUCCAAGAUAAACUUAUCUUAUGGCUUACUCGAUCUCUGUAUUUAUUAUAAACUACAAUUGGACUCCGAAUAGAUAUAAACAUUGGCCACGUUAUUUUAUUUCCUGGUAGUAGGACUUGUUCAACAGAAGAAACUUUAACAAGCACAGUUCGUUUACGCUACAAAGGGAUCGAAUGACAAUCGACUGAAAUGAAGGUUUUUGUUUCAUGUUUAUUUAUGUGACAUAUGUUACUGUAUACUACAACCGGAUCUAUUGUUUAAACAGGAUCGUUUAUUAAAGUCACUUACAAAAUGGAUAAUCAAAUAAAGUUGGUUACUAAAUUUCUAAAAUUAAAACGUGAAGCAAAAUUAAAAGGAAUUUCUGAUGAUCAAGUCUAUAAGAUUUUCAAAGAGGAAAAAGAUUUAAAUCAAAACGAACAAAAACCCAAAGUUGACGAAAGAAUUAAAAAGCGCAAUCUUAGACUGAUUUUCUUAGGAGGGAUACUUCCUAUUAUAUUCGGAGUUUUGUUUAUGUUUUACAACCAGAAGGAAGAUUUUAUCCACUCAAUCACAGAAGCUAGAUGUGCAGUAGACAAUUCCGGAAUGUUUAUAGAAGUUGCAAGACCUCUAACUAACUGUGAAAUGUGCCGAAAUUUACACCAAGUGCCUAAUGAAUAUGAAAUUUCUGUAGAAGAUUUCUCAAAGAAAUACGCUUAUACUGCAGUGCCGGUGCUAAUAAAAGAUGCAACGAAAAACUGGACCGCCAUGAACACUUUCAGUUACGACUUUUUAAAAGAACUGUAUGUCAAUACGACAGAUGCCUUUGAAGUUACUGAAGAAGAAUGUCAGUUCUUCCCUUACAAAACAGACUUUGAAACUUUAGAAGAUGCCUUCAAUAUGACUGAUGACAGAGCUCACUUUAAAGAGGGAGAAAAAACGUGGUACUUUGGGUGGAGUAACUGUCAUCCUGAUAUAUCAACGAUUUUACGAAAACAUUACAACCGACCGUAUUUUUUACCAAAUGAUUCCGAAUCCAGUUCUUUAGAUUGGAUAUUUAUGGGAGGAUCUGGUCUUGGUGCUUUUGUUCAUUUAGAUUAUGUACAAAGGCCAUCAUGGCAGGCUCAGAUUUCUGGCAAAAAGACGUGGACUUUGGUCCCAACACCAGAGUGUGAGGAUAUUUGUCAUUCAAUGAAUGUCACAGUUCAUAAAGGGGACAUCUUUGUGGUAGACACAAACCAAUGGUACCAUUCUACUUUCAUUCACCCCGGAGAAGUUAGCAUUACAAUUGGAUCUGAAUAUGACUGACGUGUUUUACAGUAAAACAUCAUGUUUCUUUUGUUCGAACUUAUUUUAAUACAAAAAUGAAUGCUAAAAUUAAAAUAAAACCUUAACUAUUUUAAUUGAUAAACUAUAGCUUGAUUGAACAGCUGCUUCUCACGGUGUAAGGAUACACUAUAGGAACAUAAGUACCUGAACAGCAAUGAUACGUCCGUUUUUAUAAGUGGAGAGUAAAAUUAUCUUCUGACUCAAAUACGAAUCUCAUUGAAAGUAAUUUGAAUAAUAUUAUGAAUAUAUGAUAUUAUAUAUUUUAAAAUUGUGUACCACAUGCGAAAGUGCUCAUUAAAUAUAUUUUCUGA
Messenger RNA from Mytilus trossulus (common blue mussel), 1640 nucleotides. RefSeq lists its product as uncharacterized. The record is from RefSeq and is a predicted model, not a curated record. Gene Ontology annotation, molecular function: 2-oxoglutarate-dependent dioxygenase activity. The transcript is spliced from 4 exons. The coding region runs from base 316 to 1308 and encodes 330 amino acids. Lineage: Eukaryota; Metazoa; Mollusca; Bivalvia; Mytilida; Mytilidae.